Messenger RNA from Jaminaea rosea, 3723 nucleotides. RefSeq lists its product as hypothetical. The transcript is spliced from 2 exons. Bases 352 to 3321 code for a protein of 989 amino acids. The record is from RefSeq and is a predicted model, not a curated record. NCBI's taxonomy places the organism in Eukaryota, Fungi, Basidiomycota, Exobasidiomycetes, Microstromatales.
CUGAUCUACGCUUCUCACCAUCCAGUCUCGUGCUUUCCAUUACGACCUCCAACAGCGAGGCCUGCUUCCUUUCAUCCUCUUCGUUUCGGCCGCCCCUUCUUCGUACCCUCGCGCGACUUCCUGUUAGCCCGGACCCUCUUGCUAAGGACUCGCUCAUCUCUCGAUCUCGACCGGACGCAAUCCGCAUCCGCUCAUACCUGCGAGCGCGAAUCACAUACAACGCGACGACAGCAGCGACGACGACGACGACGACGACGACGACGACGAUCGCCACUGCGACGCCAGCGCAGCGCUCACAAAGACGACUGCGCUUCAAUCCUUGCCAUCCGUGGUUAGGCCUCGCGACGGGUGAUGUCCAUCCCGUCUUCGUCCAAGGACGACCCGAGACUACCGCAUCUGCAUGAAUCGGCCCUCUCACCCACCGAAUAUUCGAGCUACCUCAAAUGGCGCAAGGCCAUCGCGGCUAGCCCGAGCGGUGUAGAAGGGCUUCUUGAUGAGCAGGAUGCUCUGGCGUGGAUUAGAAAGGAGUGCGGCGUAGGGAGAUUAGACGAGGCAAAGAUCCUAUCUCUCUUCGACCGAUAUCCACUUGGUCUGGAGGCUGGUCAUUUCUUUGCGCUGCUGCGCCUGACUUCUUGGGCGCAGCAAGGCUCACAGCCGACCAAGGCACUCGUAUUCACUCAGACCUCACCGCCUGUCAUUGGCUUGAAGGAGAACACACCUUUCCCUCUGCCCACGCCCACAACCGUCAGCGUGGCAGCGAUACGGCCUACACUUCCCUCACCGCAACAUCCAGCAACCGCCGGAGAUGCGCCGCUAACCCGCAAGCCAAGCCUACCAAGCAGCAAAGUGCCAUUGCCCGCAGCACAGGCGCAGACACAGCCACUGCCGCCGCCUACAUUAGCAACGCCAGCUCGUCCCUCUGCUGCAUCUGUACUUGCGCCUCCCGUACCGCCAGAGUCGUCCAAGCCGGCGCGCUCACCAGGUCCCUCGAAUCCUUUCAGAGACUCCGUUGCUGCCACUGGUGGCCACUCACGGUCGGCGUCGCUAAACGUGGGCGAGUCUCUGCAAGGCUUCGAUCCAGCGCCGAAUCCUUUCAAGCAGACAAAGCCAAAGCUAGUCAAGCCCACGCCCAUCGUUGCGACGCCUGGACUACCCAAUCCAGUGUCAUCAGCCGCUGAGCCAUCCCGUGCAGCUACAGCAGGGUUGCCGGGAACUUCAGGGUUCUCAACAAGAUCGAUGAAGAGCAUUGACGACGUGCUAUCACCCCCUCUGCCGCCUCGUCCGACGAUGGGCGGCAUCGACAAGCCUCCUCCUCCGCUGCCACCGCGAGCCCACAUCUCGCCGCUCAUCCAGGCAGGAUUGGACGCCAGCUUGCAGGUCAGGAAGCAGAAGGAUGCACUGCCACCAAAAACGUUCACCGUUCUGCACUCUUCUAAUGCGCGAGCCAAGGCGAGCGAGCCACGCCUGCUCACCGGUGAGAGCGCUCCCUUGUCCCUUCUCGAGGAGACGGCGCCCUCGCCACAUCAUCUCGCAAAGAGGAGGGUCUCAGGGCAGGAGUCGAGAAAGUCAAUUUCAGAGACGGUCGUCGGGGGAGGUAUGCCGACCCUGGCGAGGCAGAACAGUGACGAAAGCGCAGAGCCGCAACGAGCGGCGACGAGCAGAGCGACGGUGAUUGCGGCGCCCAAGCCGUCGAGACCCGGCGCAAGUCGACGUCACCAUCAUCAUCACCAGGAAGACAGGCGGGCCAGCGGCUCUGCCAGUGCCCAGUCUAGUCAGCAGCCAGGUCGAGUAGCGGCACCAAAGGCACAGUAUGCGAAUGGUAGCGAGUCGAUCAGGACCAAGCCGACGUUGCCGUCGUGGCUCAGGGAGCAGGAAGAGCUGCAGCGCUCAGCAUUGAUCGAGGGCAGGCCGCUUUCGCCACCGCCGGCGGACUCAAUUCCCGACGAUAGCGAGGAGCGAGCGCGAGAGCUUGAGCGUAGCAGGCGAGCGCCAACGGUACUGGACGACGAGUAUGACGUCUACCCAACGGAGUUGUCAGAGCAAGCCAGCCGAGCAGCCAGCAUCGACCGACCACACAACCCCUUCAUCCAUCGAUCUUCCCAGGCAGAGGCGGAGAAGCUCAAGGUGCAGCCGCUGCUGAAGCAUCAUCGCUCACUAGCCAAAGCGCCGCACUCUCCCGAGCUCCACAAGCCGCUCGCUCGAUCAAAGACUCUACACGCCAAGGGUGCUCCCCCACCUCCUCCCCCUCUGGCAAGCCAGGCUGCGCAAAGGAAGCGUCUCGAGUCUUUGCCCGCUACGCUCGACUCUGGAACCUACGCAGGGUUCCGCCAUCCUGCUUCUGGCGGGUUGCGCCUCGUACCGCCUUCAGCCAAGGCCGACGUAGGCAUUAAUGCCUUAAAGAGGGAUGCUGCAGAGCGUAGAGGAGAUUCAAGCGCCCUCAGUGUCAGUUCGAGCUCUGGUGCGCCACCCAUGAGCCCGCGAGGCGACGAGGAAAGUGGAGAGACGAGCGUCAAUUCGACAAACCCCACGAGCGUCCAGGGGCUCGCUUCAAGCUUGGAGCGCAAGCUCUCUGGUCGAUCAGACGGCGCAUCCACCUCGCUCAAGAGUCGCGUCUCUGACUUCUUGAAGCUGCAGGACGGCCCACCAAAGGGACAGCGGCCGAUCGAUGACCUGAAGCGGGAUGCGAUUCGGUUGGCGGAAAGGAGGGGCUGGAUCAAUCGGAGUGCAGAUGGUGGAGAAGGCUUACUCGAGGAUGUGGACGAGGUGCCUGCGCAAGGCGAAGACGGUGAGGAGGGGGAAGAGGGCCCGGAAAGGUGGGACGAUGCGCCAACGCCUGAUGAUGACUACGCGUACGGUGCUGGGGAGUCGAACACGACUACGCGAGGCAUCAUCCGCGACGCCACGCCCACCGCCGGCGACGCUCGUAGUAUCCUAGGCAAGGGCACCCCUCCUCCCCCGCCUCGACGCUCAGCAACGAUGUCGGCAGCUCCUAUCGCCCGAAGACCAAGCGGAUUUGUUGCACGCCGCGCCUCCAAGCUCGAAGAGCACUCCCAGCCCUUGUACCAGACGACUAGCCUGGGACGGGCCUCGAGCUUCUCGGGCAAACAUGCCGGUAGGCCUCAUGCUGCGGGUGAAGGCAGUGGGACAAACAAGCGUUCCAGCUGGAUUGAAGCGUUUGAGGCGGACAGAAGAAGGAGGGCUGAAGGAGGCGGCGAUGAGGUUGAGGAGGAGGAGGAGGAAGAGGAAGAAGAAAGAAAAGACGGUGAGACGGGUAGAGAGGUGCGCGGUCAAGAGCUGGAAGGGUGGAGGAGAUUGGACUGAAGGACUAUCCUAGCCCACCACCAAGAGGCCACCAAGAGGUUAGGCGAUACCAUACAUUGACGACGACAUUCUCGCCGAAGGACUCGCUCGCUUUUCGUUCCACUCUCUCAUUCUGCUGUGCGUCGUAUACUGAUGAUGACUCCAAGCUGUACCACCACCACCACCACCACCACCGACACCAACAUGUUCGUUCUUCUCCGGCUUCCCUUCGCUUUCGCAAACCACCCUCCUACUCUUCCUCUAGUACCAAAUGACAUACUCGCCGCGCGCGCUACCGCUAUGCUUCAUCGCUUUCGUCUCGAUGGUCUGACGAUUCAUUGUCUUGACCCACACCAAAAGUAGAAACAAUCGAGCAACUUUGAACCUGUCGCAUCGGCUCUCCUCAUCCUCAGCAUCCCGAGC